Messenger RNA from Candidula unifasciata, 819 nucleotides. The record is from the annotation of a GenBank genome assembly. NCBI's taxonomy places the organism in Eukaryota, Metazoa, Mollusca, Gastropoda, Stylommatophora, Geomitridae.
AUGCAAAAAAGUGGCAGUUAUAAAAGUGCUGCGGUGGUAAACAAUAACAACAAUAGCAAUAACUGUAUGACGGACAAUAAUAUCAGCGCGUCGCAUAGCGGUGCAGGUGGUCGGCGCAAUCGGUUUGCGCACCAGAACGGCACAGACAGCACUGUAUAUCUAGGACUCAAACAGGUGUCGGAUUUUUCAUAUUUCAAUGGUCGCCAAGACGAGAUAACCGCAGAUUCAAACUCCGACCCACAAAACUGCUGCACUUCUCGUAUUUCUUCUUCAUCAUCUUCGCCCUCUCCAACAUCAUCUUCGAAUCGAGAAGGCAGACGUCUCCGGGAUCUGGUUCGCAAGCACCAUGUAGCCGUAAAGGCUGCGAAUAUUUUAUUAAUGAAGCGGGAUAAUCAAAGUCAGGGCCAGACAUCCGUACCGGUGUCUUCAAACACAGCCAGUGUUAGAAGAGACAACUCUGUUAGAACAGAACAAAAAGCGUCCAAAGUUCUCGGAGUAGUCUUCAUGAUUUUCGUCGUCUGUUGGGCGCCGUUUUUCACCGUAAACAUCCUCACAGCUCUAUGUACAUCGUGUAAAUUUGAACCCACAUUAAUCACCGCCUUCGUUUGGCUGGGCUACGUCUCUUCCACUCUCAACCCCAUUAUCUAUACCAUCUUCAACAACAUAUUUCGCAUCACUUUCAUCAAACUGCUGUGUUGUCGGUAUCGCCUCCUGCACAGAGCCAACAAGAGAAACGCUAAUCUGCCAGGGAUCAGAAACGGCCUGCUAAAUUGUACAACUUUCUGCCCUGCACCUAUAUUCGAAGAAUCGCAUUGUUAA